This is a messenger RNA of Aspergillus saccharolyticus JOP 1030-1, 1260 nucleotides long. RefSeq lists its product as uncharacterized. The transcript has 5 exons. NCBI's taxonomy places the organism in Eukaryota, Fungi, Ascomycota, Eurotiomycetes, Eurotiales, Aspergillaceae. Bases 1 to 1260 code for a protein of 419 amino acids. The record is from RefSeq and is a predicted model, not a curated record.
AUGGCUUCCUACUACGAGGCCCAGGGCUGGCAAGCCCCUCCCACGCGCCAGGCUUCUUGGGAACAACCUGUCCCGCCGUCGCGGUCAGGAUCAAGCUCCGUCUCCCAACGCGAUGAGGCUCCGGCUUUCUCUUCUCAAUUCGAUGAGGUCGACCGUGCGAUUGACAACCUGGUCAAGAGCGGAAAGCUUUGGGCUGCGCCUCGGAGAGAUUCGAUGCCCAUGAUGAUGGGUCGCCCGUAUCCGGACUACGAUCCCCGCAUGGCCGGUGCAAUGUCGCAGCGUCACCACUCGAUCAGCGAGUUCGACUCUCGGAUGCACCCGAAUCCCUCCCUCCAAGGCUUCUAUGCCUCGCAGCGGUUCCAGGGACGUCCCAAUGAAGUGGAACAGAUGAUGCAAGCGAAGCGUCGGAUGGCAGCACAGCGUGAGAGGGAGCUCCGCAACUAUCACCAGGAGCAACAGUACAACCGAAGCCUGCUUGCCGAAAUGUCUGGAAACAAGUCCGAUCGCUCGCUCAGCCCCGCCGCCAUGAGCGAGGAAAGUCGCCGAGAGCUUCUGGCUCGUCAACAUAGGGCCCUGUACGGCAACGACAGCCCCGCUUUCUUCCCCCCUGGAAGCCUGACCGAUGAGAACCCGCGCUCCGACAGCCAGGCCGGUGGUACCCCGACCUCGGCCACCGGAGUUCGUGGCCCUUCGCCCCGGGGUGCUGACCCCUUUGGUCUCGCACAGACUCCGGUCCAAGGAAGUGGUGAUGGGGUUUCCCCGGCUGCUACAGGUGCGGCCUCCCUGCAGUCUCCCUCGCGCGCCAACAGCAGCUCGUCGCCCAGCUCCAGCAUCAACCCUGUUUUCGGCAAGUACGAGACUGCUGAGCAGCCCGGAACCUCCACCUCAUCUCCCGGUGGCGCCGACUCUCCUUCCUCGAGACAAGCAUCGACCAAGUCGGCGGCCGGGCCUAUUGGGUCUGUAGGACCCAUCGGCAGCCGGCCUCUUCAACAGACCGGUGCGAGUCAGGCUUCCAACCCGGCCCUGAAUAAGCGUUCCACGACUCCUCUUCCUUCUCCUCUGGGAUUUGGCUUCACGUCUGGUGAUGCGGCCUCCGCCGACCGUGCAUCUUCGGUCUCCAAUCCCUCUUCCACCGCUGCCGCCGCGACCGCUGGCGUCAAGGACACUGCUGGAGGCGGUGUUUCGCUCGGCUGGGGUAACGGCAGUGGCGUUUGGGGAUCCAAGAACGGUCUGGGGGUGCAGGCCUCUGUCUGGGGCUAA